Messenger RNA from Paramecium tetraurelia, 921 nucleotides. RefSeq lists its product as uncharacterized. Gene Ontology annotation, cellular component: nucleus. The transcript is spliced from 3 exons. Gene Ontology annotation, biological process: regulation of DNA-templated transcription. Gene Ontology annotation, molecular function: RNA polymerase II cis-regulatory region sequence-specific DNA binding; DNA-binding transcription factor activity, RNA polymerase II-specific. NCBI's taxonomy places the organism in Eukaryota, Ciliophora, Oligohymenophorea, Peniculida, Parameciidae. The record is from RefSeq and is a predicted model, not a curated record.
AUGCAAAAAAAAACGCCAUUAGAUAGACACUUAAUUUUGGAGAUGUUUUACUAACCGGAAUAAGGGUUCGCAUAAUUUCUUCUUAAAAAUUAUUAGUUCUCAUUCUAAUAGUUGCCUACUGUAGAGGAAAUUAAUUCUAUACUAAAUUCUGUGGAAAAAGCUUACAACAGUAAAAGGGGAAUGUGGACUCCUUGCUAAGACAAAUUCUUAAAUUUAUUGGUGCUUGGUACAUGCUUGAAAACAUAAGAAAGUCCUGUUGACUUAUCCUCCUAUUAAUGGGAAUAAAUUUCAAGGAUGUUCAGAUAUCAUAAUUGGAAAGGCUGUAGGAAUAGAUGGCUGGAGGAGUGUCAUCAAAAGGUUAGUUGGACUCCAGCGGAAGAUUAAGUUUUAAUAUAGUUAUAGUAAUUACAUCCAAAUAAAUGGUGUGAGAUUGCAAUUGAGAUGAUGAAAAUUUGCAAGACUCCCUACAUUCGAUAGGGGAAAUAGUGCAGGGACAGGUGGGUGAAUAAAUUGGACCCAAAUAUAGUGAACCUUCCGUGGACAAAGGAAGAGGAAUUGAAACUAUUUAGAGAGAUAGAGAAGAGAGGGAAGAGAUGGGCUGAGAUUUCAUUGAAGGUUUUUAAGUUGAGAAGAACAGAAAAUACAAUCAAAAACAGAUAUUAUAAUUUAUUAAAAUAAGAGGAAAAUAAAAUUAAAUUAGGCAAAGUAACAAAAGAUGAAAAGAAUGAAAUAUUAGUCAAAUCUAUCAUUUAAUAACUUGAAUAAUCAGUGGACUGCAAAUACCCUCUGAAGAAUGAAGAAACAUAAGAUUCACAAAAUCAAGAGUAUCAUUUAUAGAUUUUUGAUUACAAUCAAUUACAAAAGCCCUUAAAAUUAGUUUGUUUAGUUAAAAGAAAGAUCGUCAAAUUAAAUGAAAUAUGA